This is a messenger RNA of Racocetra persica, 146 nucleotides long. Lineage: Eukaryota; Fungi; Glomeromycota; Glomeromycetes; Diversisporales; Gigasporaceae. The record is from the annotation of a GenBank genome assembly.
AAAAAUCAGUAAUGAGAAAAACAAAUACAAAAAAGAAAGCUAAUACUGUACCAGUAGAGUCAGAUAUUUCUGAACAUUUAGAUGACCUGCUAAAAUCAAAAAAGUUGCAAAAAUCAUAUACAACAAAGGAUAAAGUAGAUUUGUAA